AUGCGCGACAACAUGCAAAUGAUCAAUGGGAGGGGACAUGCGUUCGACAGUUUGCAAGACCGAACUGGUACGUUCUUCUCCCCUUCCUUACUAUGGAAAAAGAUCCCCUCAUUGAUGAUUGUGCCGGAACUGAUAGCCGAGUUGGAAGCAGCUGCCCAACAUGUCAAGCCUGUCCGCAAAGAUCACUUGGUCAAGCAAUACUAUUGCAAGAACUGUGAUGCUCCUUGGGCGAAAAGUCCGGAGGCACCGCAUGAUCACGAAACGUGGUGCAUUCGCUGCAAUGCGGUGCUGGUGGACAAGGGGCAUAAGAUCGAUUUGAGUGUAGCCGCACCAUGA
Cryptococcus wingfieldii CBS 7118 is the source of this 336-nucleotide messenger RNA. RefSeq lists its product as hypothetical. The transcript is spliced from 3 exons. Lineage: Eukaryota; Fungi; Basidiomycota; Tremellomycetes; Tremellales; Cryptococcaceae. The record is from RefSeq and is a predicted model, not a curated record. The coding region runs from base 1 to 336 and encodes 111 amino acids.